AUGGAAUGCUUUAUCUACUCGCGCAAGGAUGCUACCGGUACCACCAAACUGGAACUGGGUGUGCUGGAAGAAAGCGUCCUCCAACCAGUAUGUGCAUGGACCACGGAAGAAGCGUUUGAUGAUUACAUUGAGUUUGUAGUGGAUGAGGAAGAUCGAUAUUCCGUAAAGCUGGAAGAUGUGACUGUGCAUUCCUUGAUCCCCGCCGAUGAUCUCUCCUACGGGAGUCGACAAGUCGGUGGAGGCAAGGGACCUGGAAACCCUCACGGAGAAGAAAGUGAACUGUUGUACUACAUUCGCAAAGAGGCAUUGGAGGGGAUUGAAGUGACGGUCAAACCAGAACUCGAAAUCACAUGGUAG
Messenger RNA from Seminavis robusta, 357 nucleotides. The record is from the annotation of a GenBank genome assembly. Lineage: Eukaryota; Bacillariophyta; Bacillariophyceae; Naviculales; Naviculaceae.